Bradysia coprophila is the source of this 2119-nucleotide messenger RNA. Its product is annotated as cilia- and flagella-associated protein 206. The record is from RefSeq and is a predicted model, not a curated record. Gene Ontology annotation, biological process: regulation of cilium beat frequency. Gene Ontology annotation, cellular component: ciliary basal body; axoneme. NCBI's taxonomy places the organism in Eukaryota, Metazoa, Arthropoda, Insecta, Diptera, Sciaridae.
AUCAACAUUUUUAUAUUCGGUUGAAAAUUUAGCAAGUGGAAAAAGUAAAAGUUUUUUCCAAACGAAAUAACUAAAUAAAAUGGAUAAACUAUUGAAAACUGGGGACAUUGAGUUUUUUCCCUCUGGAGUAUUCAAGACUAUAUUGAAUGAGGUGAAAAAAUCAUGUUUGGAUAGUGAUAUAGCUGUCGAUGAGCAACUGGUAUCUGUUAUCAUUAAACUAUUGAGUCUUGAUCCAUCAUAUGGCUUACAUUCGGAUGGUAAGAUGGAUCGUCGGUCAUUAGGAUCGUUUGCAAGGAAAUGCAUCGAUAUUCUGAUUGACAAAUCCAGUGGCUUGUAUCUGACUCUAAGUAUGCAAAUGUACUUUGCCAACCAUUCGAUUAAUGUCGAACGCAUAUCUGAAACACACCGUCAGACCUUACGUGAAAGUACAGCUGCACUGACCAAAGAAAUCAUAACCGGUGAAUAUAAGAUCAACUACGAGCAGGAACGAUUAUUGAAGAAAAUUGCCGUCGAUAUUCUUGUCGCAAUGUCUAUGGGAAAUCCAAUAAAUGGAAAGCUCGUCCAAGAAACGUUGAGUGCAUUGAAAAGUGUGCUGUCGAAAAAUGAAAUUGCUUCGUUUAUAGCAGCAAAAGAAGUCGAUAGGAUGGAAUCGCUAGAAGGGAUUCGCGAGGUGGUUUGCGGUAUUCUUAUUUUUAACAGAGACAACGGAUUUUAUGUGGAGGAUAAAAUUGAUGUUGAGCAAACAUUACAUUCCGGUUUCACAACAACAAGAUCCCAAUUGAACAUUUCAUUGAAUGAAUUACGAUCUCGAUUGGAUCUCCUAUCAACUGUACUAGCAAACUGCAUUAACGUAACGGACGACGCAAUUCAAUUCGACAAUUCAAUGGACCCGGCAAUAUUUUCAAAAUUAGUCAAAAUAUUGAUUCUGUUCCGUCAGCACGACAUCUACGUAACAAGUCUCACAAAAUCUUUGGUCGACGCAAAAACGGUCAUCGAUGCCAGUCUAAAGACAUUCCAGGAUCAGCUUCGUCGCAUCCACGAACUUGUCAAGUUUCGUACGGCAAUUCCAACGGAUAAGAUUUUUCCUGAAUUUACUGCACUAGCACAACAUUGGCUCCGGUUACAAGACUUAAUUCUACUGCUGUCGGAAAUUAAUCUUGUCAACGAGGAGUUGAUGAAAUUUGCGGACACCGUCCAAUCUUGGGAGGACACCGCAUACUUACUGUUAGGAGAUAGUCAAAUUGAGAGCGAUUCAGAGAGAACAAAACAGUUUCAAAAUUUCAAAAUCGAUUUUUUUUCUGCAGACGUGUCUGUUCUUAAAUAUUCCAGUGAAAUGAAGAUUGAAAAUAAUGGACUGUGUACAUGGUGUUUGGUCAGCGGGAAAGGACUGUUGCUACCAGCAACGUUAACCAUUGGUGUGUGCAAGUACAAAAAAAAGUUCUACGGUUUCAUAAAUAAAUGGGCAGCAAAUGAGUUCAAGAACAAUCCCGAAAAAUUCUUGUUUAGCAUUAUCGAAAUAUCUCGCACUAAUCCCGAGUUAAUUCACUUUCUGGACAAAUUAGAUGACCUCCAGAGCCACAGAAACGAAUUGCACUACGUCGGAAGUCGGGCAUGUGCAUCGGUAACGACGUCACAGGACGUCGAAACGCAAACCGAAACUCAUCCAAUACCAGUGCAUGUCGAUAGGAACUACCAUUGGAACAUCUGGAAUAUAAGGCGUAAAGCUAUACAAUUGACCAAUCUGAUGAAUAGCCAAACCCAUUCCAGUCAAACAGUUCUGUCGUAUGGUAACUAUAACGCAAAUACCCAAACGUAUUCAUCGAAAGCUGGAGAAACUCAGACGCGUCGCAACAGAAGUACGGACACCAUGCCGAAGCCUACAAAAAUGCUCAGUUAUAUACGUGACAUCGAUUUCGGAGGCAUGUCCGAUGAAAUGCUAAGUUUGAAUUUAGUUAAAGAUUUGGAUGUUGGAUCGGCAUUGAAGUUUUACGAGGCAGAGAUGUCGUCAACAGUCAAUGAUGAAACGAGCACAUUCGAAUGAAAGGUUGUGGGUGGUGAGAGUGUUCCGCCAAAUUUAUAUCGUAACUGUGUCACAAAUAAAGAAAAAAUUUUCUUUUUA